Molecule: messenger RNA, 1433 nt
Organism: Carlito syrichta (Philippine tarsier)
Lineage: Eukaryota; Metazoa; Chordata; Mammalia; Primates; Tarsiidae
Gene: SERPINC1
Product: serpin family C member 1
Exons: 6
Coding region: 2-1354 (450 amino acids)
Biological process (GO): regulation of blood coagulation
Molecular function (GO): serine-type endopeptidase inhibitor activity
Source: RefSeq, a predicted model, not a curated record
GAUGUGUCUUCUCUCCCUGCUGCUCAUUGGCUUCUGGGGCCAUGUGACCUGUCGCGGGAGCGCUGUGGAGGACAUCUGCAUGGCCAAGCCCCGGGAUGUCCCUGUGAAUCCUGUGUGCAUCUACCGCUCCCCAGACAAGAAGGCGACCGAGGACGAGGGCCCAGAGCAGAAGAUCCCCGAGGCCACCAACCGGCGGGUCUGGGAACUGUCCAAGGCCAAUUCUCACUUUGCCACCACCUUCUAUCAGCACCUGGCAGACUCCAAGAAUGCCAGUGACAACAUCUUCCUGUCACCUCUGAGUAUCUCCACAGCUUUUGCCAUGACCAAGCUGGGGGCCUGUAACGACACCCUCAAGCAGCUAAUGGAGGUAUUUAAGUUUGACACCAUAUCCGAGAAGACAUCUGAUCAGAUCCACUUCUUCUUUGCCAAACUGAACUGCCGCCUCUAUCGAAAAGCCAACAAAUCCUCCAAGUUGGUAGCGGCCAACCGCCUUUUUGGAGAUAAAUCCCUUACCUUCAAUGAGACCUACCAGGACAUCAGUGAGUUGGUGUAUGGAGCCAAGCUCCAGCCGUUGGAUUUCAAGGGAAAUGCAGAGCAGUCCAGAGUGACAAUCAACAAAUGGGUUUCCAAUAAGACCGAAGGCCGUAUCACAGACGUCAUUCCUGUGGACGCCAUCAACGAGCUCACCGUUCUGGUGCUGGUUAACACCAUUUACUUCAAGGGCCUGUGGAAGUCCAAGUUCAGCCCCGAGAACACGCGGGAGGAGCCGUUCCACAAGGCGGACGGCGCGCAGUGCACGGCGUCCAUGAUGUACCAGGAGGGCAAGUUCCGCUACCGGCGCGUGGCCGAGGGCACCCAGGUGCUCGAGCUGCCCUUCAAGGGCGACGACAUCACCAUGGUGCUCGUCCUGCCCAGGCCGGAGCGGAGCCUGGCCAGGCUGGAGCGCGAGCUGGCGCCGGAGGGGCUGCAGGAGUGGCUGGACGCGCUGCAGGAGACGCUGCUGGUGGCCCACGUGCCCCGCUUCCGCCUCGAGGACGGCUUCAGCCUGCGCGAGCAGCUGCAGGACAUGGGCCUCGUCGACCUGUUCCGCCCCGAGCGGGCCCGCCUCCCAGGUAUCGUUGCAGAGGGCCGGAGCGACCUCUACGUCUCAGAUGCAUUCCAUAAGGCAUUUCUUGAGGUAAACGAAGAAGGCAGUGAGGCAGCAGCAAGUACCGCCAUUGGGAUUGCUGGCCGUUCGCUGAAUCCCAACAGGGUGACCUUCAAGGCCAACAGACCCUUCCUGGUUUUUAUAAGGGAAGUUCUUCUGAACACUAUUAUCUUCAUGGGAAGAGUAGCCAACCCUUGUGUUAACUAACGUGUUCUUAUUCUUUGGACCUCUUCCUACUUUGGUUUGUGAAAAAAAUGCAAAUAAAUACAAUUACUCCCAACUCACA